AUGUUUAUCGUUGACAAGAUUUCACGACCGUUUCGUCCCGAAGACAUAGUUGAGAUACAGCACAGCAACCAAACAGAGCAUAUACUUCCAGGAACUAUCUGUUCCAAGUGGGAUUUUGUUUUCGAAUGGGACGAAAACUGUGUUAAAUCUUCUACUUGGAAGAGUAAGUGGUGGCGGCAACACUCUGACAAGUUAUGCGACGAAGCACUCAUUGAAACCUUUCCAAACCCAUCCUCCAGCACUGGUACGGACCUUCUCGAGGCUAUCGAACGUAGAGCAGAGCAAGGACCCGGCGCGGCACGCAACUUUAUCGACCAUGUCAACCGUAUGCCCCCUGAAGGGAUAAGGGCAUCUGACGACCAAAUACGACGAGCACAAAGAUUUUUCUAUAAGUACUCCUCUCCUAUCCUGUCUGGAAACAUGCCUCAUGACCCUUGCUCCGCCCGAGUAUAUGCACUCAAUGCACCUCGUCACAGAAAGUCUAGUAAAUCGGGAGAAUACUCAAUUACCGAGGCCACCAAUGAUCGAACCUUCAGGCGACUGCUGGAAACACUUCAGAUGAUCCUAGAUGCCAUGGGCGGCCACAUUAGUUUAGAAGGAUGGAGAUCGAUUGUUCGCGUCCGGCUUUUACACGGAGUUGCACGUCGUCGGAUAAUGGAGCGGGUGCGUCAUCCCGAAUUGACUGGAGGAGGUUUGCCACGAUAUGACUUCAGCGUGGACGGAUACCCUAUUAACCAAGAAGACCUUGCUGGUACUCUAUCUUCGUUUUGCACGGCGCCUCUAUUUUGUAUGGAACGACUUGGCUAUCACCCACCGUUAUUCGAAAAAGAGGAUUAUCUUGCCUUAUGGAGGCAUAUAGGCUACUAUAUGGGCAUCAACCCGGAAAUUCUAUCGCGACACUUCUCGGGUGUUUCGGUCAAUAACAAGUUCAUUGUCUCCAUCAUAGUGCAUUUACUUGAGGAUUCCGAGCAUGAAGAAGGAAGCCUACCUCCGCCAACAAUGCCCAUCUUACACGCCAUAUCUAACCGCCCACCUUUCCCAACGCCCUUUGCUUACAACUGUGCUUUGACUCGUUUUCUAGUCGGAGACCUCCUGGCCAACUAUCUUCAGAUCCCCAAAACUCCUCCUCUUGAAUACUGUUUUCUCCGUACCCGACUUUUACUAGGGAAAGUUCCGUACCUAUUCGGUCGAGUCUACCGAAUCCGGAAUUGGGAAUCCCGGAGGAUUAGAAUAUCGCGCGAAGGACUCUCGCGCAUGGUCCGUUGGCAACUGGGCAUGCGAAGAACCGUGUUUCGUCCUCGGCAAGAAGACGGGGACAUCGCUCCAGGGGUCGAACAAGCCGAGGCUGUAGUUCCGAACAUGGUGCUCGGACAAGCAUUUUUGCGGGAAUAUAAUCUUUUUAUUAGGGAAAUGCUGGGAGUGAUGGGUGGCGUGGUUUUGUCUGCGCUUGCAGUUGGAUGGCAGGCUAGGCGUUGGAUAUGCUGA
Rhizoctonia solani is the source of this 1485-nucleotide messenger RNA. RefSeq lists its product as uncharacterized. The transcript is spliced from 6 exons. Bases 1 to 1485 code for a protein of 494 amino acids. The record is from RefSeq and is a predicted model, not a curated record. Lineage: Eukaryota; Fungi; Basidiomycota; Agaricomycetes; Cantharellales; Ceratobasidiaceae. Gene Ontology annotation, molecular function: oxidoreductase activity.